This is a messenger RNA of Chrysemys picta bellii (western painted turtle), 1342 nucleotides long. RefSeq names its product OX-2 membrane glycoprotein. Gene Ontology annotation, biological process: negative regulation of neuroinflammatory response; heterotypic cell-cell adhesion. Gene Ontology annotation, cellular component: axon; neuronal cell body; cell surface. The record is from RefSeq and is a predicted model, not a curated record. Lineage: Eukaryota; Metazoa; Chordata; Testudines; Emydidae. Gene Ontology annotation, molecular function: cell-cell adhesion mediator activity.
CAGAGCAGCAGCCCACACAGCUGGAAAACUUACAUUUCUCACAGCCUGGAGCCCAGAGGAAGGCGCGGGGGGAGGGGGAAGCGGGGGAGAUCUGUUGUUCCAGCUCCGUAGGGACAGUCCUGUCGGCCUUCGGGGUCCUCCUGCGAGACCGUGGAGCAGCAGUUAAUUUUCUUGUGUACACUGUCGGCUGGCAGAGACUCACGCUGUGGACCUGGACGUUUCGUUUCCAAAGCCCUGUUCUUCCCAAGGAGGAGGAAAACCAAGGAGCAGUAAACAGAUGAAAGAACAGCUCAGUUCUCAGAUGACUUACCAAGGUCUGAUGUUGAGUGUGGUCUUUAUCAUGCUCUGCAGGACAGAAGCGGACACAGUGACACAGAAAAACGUGGUGAAGGUGGGUGGCAACGGGACCUUGAGCUGCUUCCUGAAGGAGUCACAUGACGUUCUGCAAGUUACAUGGCAGAAGAAAAAUACUGGAGUGAAUGAAAAUUUGGCCACAUACAGUGUAUCUAAAGGAGUAAAUAUUGUUGAAAAAUAUCGAGGUCGAUUAAAUUUCACACGCCUGUCACUAAAUGAUACGACCAUUACCCUCUGGAGAGUUAGAAUCCAGGAUGACGGAUGUUACGCAUGCAUCUUUAAUACCUUUCCCACAGGAGCCAUCGUACAAGACUCCUGCUUGACUGUCUAUGAGCAGCUGAGAGGAUCUCUCCAUUAUGUCGUCUCUGAAGGUAACCUGACAGCCACUUGUUCUGCUAAUGCCUGGCCUCGUCCUGUGAUCUCCUGGAUUGUGCCAAAAGCUGAGAGUGAAAAGACAGAAGAGGUGGUCACGCACCCCAAUGGAACAGUGUCCGUCAUCAGCAAACUCUAUGUCAACAGUUCUACAAGCCUGGCAGGCCAAUUGCUGAUCUGCAGAGUACGGCACAUGGAGGAAGACAGAGAUUACAGUGUGAAAGUGAAAGAGGAAUCUAAAGCAUCUUAACCCAUCUACUGGAUCAUUCCUUGGCAAACCUGAUUCAGCAUUAGGCGCAGUGACCUGGCGUGGCCUGAAAGUAACAUCAAUAAAAGGGAAGUGUGAUCCAACCUAGACUCUGUAGCUGGAAGAUAGGAAGUAAAACAGUGACACCAGAUUCAGACAUGUAAGGGAUAGACCUAAUGUCAUCUGUCUCAGUCCCACUGGACAGCAACUAUCCACCUGCUUCUUUCCUCCUAUCUAGCUGAUCAGGUUCUUCUUCACAGGGCCGGCUCCAGGCACCAGCUUCUCAAGCAGGUGCUUGGGGCGGCACGUCCAGGUAUUUGGCGGCAAUUCGGCGGACAGUCCCUCACUCCGCCUGGGAGUGAAGGACCU